AUGGAAGGAAAAAAGAAGAAGGCUCCUUCUUCUUCCUCGUUAACCUCUGAGCUUUUUGGUUCCAGAGAUAAUCCUUCUUCUUCUCCGUCUUCCCAUUCUGGGGUCUUCGGAUCGAUUUUCGCUCCUCCUUCUAAGGUUAUGGGAAGAGAAUCUACGCGACAACAAGAGACUGUGACUGGUGGCUGGAACGACAAAACCUCAAAGACUGGUGAUGCUGCUGAUGGAAACAGGGAACAAGAGGAGAAUGAUGGUUCAGUUUAUGAGGAACAGAGAGUGCAGCCUUGUCAUCUGAGUUCUUCAAUCUAUUACGGUGGCCCUGAUGUUUAUUUCCAGCCUCAGAGUUCCAGCAUCCACUCUACGAAGAAGACAGAUGGAUGCGAAGAUGAUUCGGGAAGUGCCUCGAGAGGAAAUUGGUGGCAAGGAUCUCUGUAUUACUAA
Molecule: messenger RNA, 438 nt
Organism: Microthlaspi erraticum
Lineage: Eukaryota; Viridiplantae; Streptophyta; Magnoliopsida; Brassicales; Brassicaceae
Source: the annotation of a GenBank genome assembly